AGCUAUCUCUGUGAAGACUUUUUUUUUUUUUUUUUUUGCCGUGUGACGACUUCUUCUUCUUCGACCUCCUUCUCUUCCAAGCUUUGCUUCUUAAAAUCCAUUUCGUAAAACCCCUCAUACCUAUCUUUUCUCAAUCCUCGAUCUCUUUUGUAUCGUAAUUCAUGAACCCCUUUGUAAUAUUUAUAAUUAUCCUUCUCUUCUGGCGAUUGGAUUACAGUUACUUCUUCUUCUUCUUCUGAUAAAGUUUUGAUUUUGUGUACGAAAUAAAUACAAAGUGGAGAAACCUCGGUGUUUUAAUCUCUUUUCGAUAAUGAAGUGUUUCUUGUUCUCUGGUGGGGACAAGAAAGGGGAACAGAAGACCCCUAUCUCGGUUUCAUUGACUUCUAACUUCUCUGACCGCGAAAUAAACCGCAGCGGGUCAGAGUUCAACUCUCGGGAUGUCUCUGGGACGAGCACAGAAUCAUCCAUGGGGAGGAAGAACUCGUACCCUACAAUGUCUACUAGAGCAAGUAAUAUCAGAGAGUUCAGCAUUACUGAUCUCAAGUCUGCAACAAAGAACUUUAGCCGAUCUGUUAUGAUCGGAGAAGGUGGUUUCGGGUGUGUCUUCAGGGGGACAGUGAGGAACUUAGAGGACCCGUCAAAUAAAAUCGAAGUCGCGGUGAAGCAGCUCGGUAAAAGAGGGUUGCAGGGGCAUAAGGAAUGGGUUACGGAAGUUAACUUCCUCGGGAUAGUUGAGCAUAAAAACUUGGUGAAAUUGCUUGGCUAUUGUGCAGAAGAUGAUGAACGUGGAAUCCAACGGCUUUUGGUUUAUGAAUACAUGCCUAACCGAAGUGUUGAAUUCCACUUAUCCCCUCGCUCACUCACAGUUCUUACUUGGGACCUUAGAUUGAGAAUCGCCCAAGAUGCAGCUCGUGGCUUAACAUACCUGCACGAAGAAAUGGAGUUUCAGAUAAUAUUCCGGGAUUUCAAGUCCUCGAACAUUCUUUUGGAUGAGGACUGGAAAGCAAAGCUCUCAGAUUUCGGUUUGGCUCGUUUAGGUCCAUCGGAAGGACUAACCCAUGUUUCUACUGAUGUCGUUGGUACAAUGGGUUAUGCAGCACCUGAAUACAUUCAAACCGGUCGUCUCACAUCGAAAAGCGACGUGUGGGGAUAUGGAGUCUUCCUCUAUGAGCUUAUCACAGGGAGACGACCGGUGGACAGAAACAGACCCAAGGGAGAGCAGAAGCUUCUAGAAUGGGUGAGACCUUAUCUAUCUGACACAAGGAAGUUCAAGCUCAUAUUAGACCCGAGGCUCGAAGGAAAGUACCCAAUCAAAUCGGUUCAAAAGCUAGCAGUUGUGGCCAACAGAUGUUUGGUUAGGAACUCAAAGGCACGUCCCAAGAUGAGUGAGGUGUUAGAGAUGGUGACCAAGAUUGUGGAAGCGUCUUCAGGGAACGGUAGCCCGCAGCUAGUUCCGCUGAACAGUCUAAAAGCUUCGAGAGGCGCGGGAGGAAAGAACAAGAGGGUUUUAGAGACGAGGAACAAUGGUGGUGGAGGUGAAGGAGGUUGGUUUGGCAAGUUAUGGAAUCCGAAGACAAUAAGAGCUUGUUGACUUCUUUAGAAUUCAAACUCUUCUUACAAAACAAAAGGACUCUAGAAAGGUUUCAUGGAGAUUGCAAAGCUUGAAGAUUGUGGCGAGAUCAAGAUCAAGCUCAAGCUUGUAUACAUACAUAAAGAUAAUUAUAUAUGAAGAUUUGUGAAAGAUUCUAAAAUGAUACUAUAAUAUAAUGUUUGUAUGAUUACAGCUUAAUUAGUAAGAUAUGUAUAUUUUAGUAUAUAAGCAAGAAUGGCUUAUCAGAGUUUUUGUUCCAAAG
Arabidopsis lyrata subsp. lyrata is the source of this 1853-nucleotide messenger RNA. Its product is annotated as receptor-like serine/threonine-protein kinase At3g01300. The record is from RefSeq and is a predicted model, not a curated record. Gene Ontology annotation, molecular function: protein kinase activity; ATP binding. NCBI's taxonomy places the organism in Eukaryota, Viridiplantae, Streptophyta, Magnoliopsida, Brassicales, Brassicaceae. The transcript is spliced from 5 exons. Gene Ontology annotation, biological process: protein phosphorylation. Bases 311 to 1591 code for a protein of 426 amino acids.